Camelina sativa (false flax) is the source of this 630-nucleotide messenger RNA. RefSeq lists its product as uncharacterized. The record is from RefSeq and is a predicted model, not a curated record. NCBI's taxonomy places the organism in Eukaryota, Viridiplantae, Streptophyta, Magnoliopsida, Brassicales, Brassicaceae.
AUGGCUUAUGCGAACGAAGAACUAGCUCCCGAAACAGAUCAAAAAGACAAGGUGAUGCUGAUCGUCUUGUUCUUUUUCAUCAUCAUCUUCUUUGGAGGCCUUUUUUAUCUCAUACAUUGGGAAGAACAAAACUGGCAUGAAGAAGAUGAGCGUAUCAGAAACUAUGUCCCGGAUAUUAUAAUACCAUCUAUGGAUUUCACGGUGCUUAAUCUGACAGAGACUCGUCGUAGUGUUAAAUGGGAUUUAGUGAUCAGGAUCCCUUCAGACCUUCCUGGUUACUAUACGUGUCUCAAAGGAUCUUUUCAGACUUUCAUACACUACAAAGGUGUUACCAUCGCUAAUUCAUCAUUGAGUUACAAUCUGAUACCAAAUUGGCCUCAGCUGCUUAAUACGUCAUCGGUUGCUUUCGAAGGUGAUAUGGACAGUGUGGUUGUGAAAGACAUUAUGGAGGAUAUUAAGGAGAGAAGAGACAUGCGGUUCGGAACACAAUUGCUUUUUCCUGAUUGCAGAUCUGGAAGGACGAUGAACUAUAAGUGUGAUGAAACGGCGUUGCGGUUCGAGCCUGGCUCUCAGAGGAAGGCAGCUACGUUUGAAAAAACCUCCCCCGUAUGCCACUAUAUUCGCCCCUAA